Molecule: messenger RNA, 1653 nt
Organism: Camelina sativa (false flax)
Lineage: Eukaryota; Viridiplantae; Streptophyta; Magnoliopsida; Brassicales; Brassicaceae
Source: RefSeq, a predicted model, not a curated record
AUGGAAUGUAACAAGGAUGAAGCUAGAAGGGCAAUGGAUAUCGCUGAGAAGAGAGUUUCAGAGAAAGAUUACAAUGGAGCCAAGAAAUUUGCAAACAAAGCUCAGGUUUUGUAUCCUAACCUUGAUGGUUUGCAACAAGUGUUGAUGAUGAUCGACGUUUAUAUCUCUGCAACCAACAAGAUCAACGGAGAAGCUGACUUGUACGGAGUUCUCGGGGUAGACCCUUUGGCUGAUGAUGGAGCGGUGAAGAGACAGUACAAGAAGUUGGCUCUUUUGCUUCAUCCUGAUAAAAACAAGUUUAAAGGCGCGGAAGGAGCGUUUAAGCUGGUUUCACAAGCUUGGUGUUUGUUAUCUGAUAAGGUCAAGAGAAGUGGUUAUGAUCAAAAGAGGAAGUCGAAAGAUGCAAAUACCGGGAUGCAGAAACCGCCAAACACAACACACAAGCCUGCUCCUCAUAAUGGGAAUCAGAAUGCUAGAGGCGGUGUGGAUCCGAGUGCUGGGGCUACAAAUGAUCAUAAGCCUGCUAGUGGAAUGCCAAAACCACCAAAUUCACACAAGCCAGCAGCAUCUUCUAACGGGAAUCAAAAUGCUCGAGGCGGUGUGGAUCCGAGCGCUGGGGCUACAAGCAAUCAUAAGCCUGCUAGUGGGAUGCCAAAACCACCAAAUCCACACAAGCCUGCUUCUCAUAGUGGGAAUCAAAAUGCUAGAGGUGGUGUGGAUCCGAGUGCUAAGGCUAAAAGUGAUCAUAAGCCUGCUAGUGGGAUGCCAAAACCACCAAAUUCACACAAGCCAGCAACAUCUUCCAAUGGGAAUCAAAACGCUAGAGGUGGUGUGGAUCCGAGUGCUGGGGCUACAAAUGAUCAUAAGCCUGCUAGUGGGAUGCCAAAACCACCAAAUCCACACAAGCCAGCAGCAUGUUCUAACGGGAAUCAAAGUGCUAGAGGAAGUGUGUAUCCGAGUACUGGGGCUACAAGUAAUCAUAAGCCUGCUUGUGGGAUGCCCAAACCACUAAAUCCACACAAACCAUCAUCUUCUAGCGGGCAUCAAAAUGCUAGACACCGUGUGGAUCUGAGCCCUAAACCUUGGAGUUAUGCCCCUGCCCCUGCUGAUUCAUCAAAACAGCAUACAGAUAGUAUGUUGUUUUGGACAAUAUGCAAUAGAUGCACGACAAAAAGUCCAUAUGUGACGGGGUUUUGUCAUAUAAAGCCCGUACAUUGUCUUAUCUGUGGUCAGGUUUUCAGUGCAACACAAGUUGUGAAGCCAGUAAACUGCUCAUCAUCUCCUCAACAACAACAAAACAGCUCCCAAAAUAAAGCAACAAACAAAAGCACCAAUGGAGCUUCUUCUUCUGUGAGAAAUUCUUCUCCAUCUGCAGCUCAGAAAACUCCACAAGCAAGUGCCAAAAGUCAAGCAACAAACAAAAACACAAAUGGAGCCUCUUCUUCACACAGAGUUUCUUCACCAUCUGUUAGUGCAACCGUGAAAAUUCCACAGGUAAAUGUUUUGAGGCCAGUCGUCAACCUCUCAUCAUCUCCUCAACUCCAACAACAACAACAAUGGAGUGCCCAAAACACAAGUGGUGGGAAGGUUCUUAAGAAGCCGAGGGCAGAGAAGGUGCUUAAAAAGCCUAGGGAAAUGGGAGAUAAGAAGUGA